GUGAAUCAGUAAUUAAUCAGAGCAUGAGUUCUUGAUGAACACGCUGUUCACUGCUCCGUUGCUGUUGUGAACAUUACCAUGCUCUAGAGCGGCAUUGGCUGCGUGGCUCUUGUCCAUUUUCUUGUCUCUUGCCUCUUGAACGGCUUUGUCGUUUGAUUCUCAUCUCCAUGGUGCAAAACCGGUCGCCUUCACCCGCACCGCUCACCUCCCGUCAACAUGGCACCAAAUCCUACGAGUAGCGGCCAAAGAAAAAGACCCCAGGGUCGUAUGGUUCAACCUGCGCUACCUCUGAUACCUGGACUAAAGGGCAAGCCGAGCCAAAAACCCGCUCCAGCGCAGGCUGAGACUGAAAAGGUUGAGUCAAUCUCAACACUGAGCACUGCUGUCAAUGGAGACAAUCAAGUACCUAGCGACACAACAGCAGCUGCUCCAGUCGUGGUCACUGAGCCAGAAGCUCCUUUAGAAGCCUUGCCUGAAGAGAAAGACAUUACUGAACUCGCUGGUUCCUCCGCAGACACUCCUCAAGAGCCACUCGGGACAACGAGUGACGACAAACCAACAAAGGGUGACUUACCUGAAACACCUGUGCAUCAUGACGAAGUCCAACAACCGUCUAGUGAAGAAGGAGGAGGAUCCACCCACGGCACUGAAGAGUUGCAAGAGACUGGUGAUUAUGACAAGGAACAGCCCUCUCCGUCUUCUCAGAUUGCGAGUGUUGGAGCUGGUGAAGAAUCUGAGCAAGACGUGCAGGAACUUGAAGGAUCUGCGCGGUCAGACGAACCAAGCACGUUCGACGCUGUGAAUGGUACAUUACAAGACACCCCGCCACGUGAAAAUGGCACGUUCACACCCGAAGAGGAAGGGCAGAACUAUGAAGAUGAUCAGGCAACACAAGACUCCGUUUCUGCGGCCAACCCCGAGGAGAACACUAACGGCUUCCACGAGCCGACGACGGCGCCCUCCAGUCAGUUCGACUCUUUCCAACAGCCGAGAGUCUUCAAUGGCCUGGUUCCGUUACAGGACCAUCUACUCCAAUUGGCCAACACUAAAGAGGGCGUCGACUGGGCCAUUCAAGUCAAUCCACCGGGUGCGCAGCCUUACAUUAUCUAUGCUCAUUCCAUAAUGAUGUUGCGAAGUGGACGACUCCGUCGAUUGAUGCAACGUCAAUCAUCAACGAGCUAUGCUGGCAACUCCAUCAACCUUUAUCCUGCCCGCUAUGUGCUUCCACACGCCUUCGAAGCCGCCUUGCGCUUCCUGUACUCUGACACGGUCUUGUCACAUCUUGUUCAACCACACCCGGGUCCGGACUUCCAUGCGGCCAGAAUUCAGAACCUGGACUACAUUUUGUCUUACUGGGUCGCCGGCAUCGAACUAGGCAUCGAACAGGUGUCUGCAUGUGCAGAGAGACUCUUGUCUAACUACCUCGAUUGGGACAUUCUUGAGAUCACCUACAAGCAUGCGAUGGAGCUCGCCAAUGCUCCAGUGGUGUCUUCCAAUAAGAACACGACCGGAUCAGAUUAUGUUGUCGCCAGCAACGCCAUGAUCAGGUCAAUCCUACACUUCUUGGCAACUCGGAUGGACAUCAGCAAGUUCAAAAUCGACACAAAUUCGACACCAAUCCACUUCGCCUCUCGCCUCCCACAGCCCGACAGUGGCCGUCCGAAACAUAACCCGGCGUUGGCUUCGAUGGUCUUCGGCUCUAUGCCGUCGUCAGCCGAUAUGUCACCAACCUCGCCACAAUCCGAGAUCUUGCCCACGGCUUCCACUUUCAGAGAUACGGUGGCUUCGAACAUCCUCGUCAACGUGGAUUUCGAGCAUCUUUACUGCUUCAAUUCUAUUCUUCAAACACGCGAUAUUUCCGAGGCUUCCCAACUUAUGGCCAACGUCGUUAGUGAGCGUGAAGCCCGUCGCCAAAAAGUCUUGGAUUUGCGAUCCGUCUCCAACAAAGCUCGCAUGGUGAACGCGACCUUGUGGGAACCAGUUGGUUGGAAAGAAGAUUGGGAUGGAGGCGUUCUUCAGAGAGAACGAGUUGGAUUCCUUCUUCCUUCCAAAUGAGAGGGAUGUACCCUUUCUUCAGACAUGAAAGCAGCGUUCUUAGCCAGCGUUGAAAAAAAGUCGACUUCAGCGUUCUCUCUUGCAUGGAAAAAUGGGUAAUUACUGGCAGCAUCUUGGUGUGGAUAAUCCAUCAGCUUCGUGAUUUGUGUGCUGGUCAUGUUGGGUUCAGGCGUGCUUUCUUGUGGCGAAUACAAUGCGAACGAGACCAGAUGAAGCUGAGCAAUACAGUGAGCUAGAUACCCCUGUGUAUGCGAAUGAAGAUAAUGGAAGGCGUGAAUGCAC
Molecule: messenger RNA, 2337 nt
Organism: Exophiala xenobiotica
Lineage: Eukaryota; Fungi; Ascomycota; Eurotiomycetes; Chaetothyriales; Herpotrichiellaceae
Exons: 2
Coding region: 217-2055 (612 amino acids)
Source: RefSeq, a predicted model, not a curated record